Molecule: messenger RNA, 2791 nt
Organism: Mastomys coucha (southern multimammate mouse)
Lineage: Eukaryota; Metazoa; Chordata; Mammalia; Rodentia; Muridae
Gene: Mcu
Product: mitochondrial calcium uniporter
Exons: 8
Coding region: 35-1087 (350 amino acids)
Biological process (GO): mitochondrial calcium ion homeostasis; calcium import into the mitochondrion
Cellular component (GO): mitochondrial inner membrane; uniplex complex
Molecular function (GO): uniporter activity; calcium channel activity
Source: RefSeq, a predicted model, not a curated record
CGCUGCCUGGGCCAGCGCCGUUUCCAGUUGAGAGAUGGCGGCCGCCGCAGGUAGAUCGCUCCUGCUGCUGCUCUGCUCCCGGGGCGGCGGCGGGGGCGCCGGCGGCUGCGGAGCGCUGACUGCCGGCUGCUUUCCAGGGCUGGGCGUCAGCCGCCACCGGCCGCACCAGCAGCACCGGACGGCACACCAGAGGCCGGCUUCCUGGCAGAGCGUGGGAGCCGCAUAUUGCAGUACGGCUGCGCCCUCUGAUGACGUGACGGUUGUUUACCAAAAUGGCUUACCAGUGAUAUCUGUGAGGCUCCCUUCUCGGCGCGAGCGCUGCCAAUUCACACUCAAGCCUAUCUCCGACUCAGUCGGUGUGUUUCUGCGACAACUGCAAGAGGAGGAUCGGGGAAUCGACAGGGUCGCGAUCUACUCACCAGAUGGCGUUCGAGUGGCUGCCUCCACGGGGAUAGACCUCCUGCUCCUCGAUGACUUUAAGCUUGUCAUUAAUGACUUAACGUACCACGUGCGGCCACCAAAGAGAGACCUCCUAAGCCAUGAAAACGCAGCAACGCUGAAUGAUGUGAAGACGCUGGUCCAGCAGCUCUACACCACACUGUGCAUUGAGCAGCAUCAGCUUAACAAGGAGCGGGAGCUUGUGGAGAGGUUAGAGGACCUCAGGCAGCAGCUGGCCCCCCUGGAGAAGGUGCGAAUUGAAAUUAGCAGGAAAGCGGAGAAGAGGACCACUCUGGUGCUAUGGGGAGGCCUCGCCUACAUGGCCACACAAUUUGGCAUUUUGGCCCGGCUUACCUGGUGGGAAUACUCCUGGGACAUCAUGGAGCCCGUCACCUACUUCAUCACAUACGGAAGUGCCAUGGCCAUGUACGCGUAUUUUGUAAUGACGCGCCAGGAAUAUGUUUAUCCAGAAGCCAGAGACAGACAAUACUUAUUAUUUUUCCAUAAAGGAGCCAAAAAGUCACGUUUCGAUCUAGAGAAAUACAAUCAGCUCAAGGAUGCAAUUGCUCAGGCAGAAAUGGAUCUUAAGAGACUGAGAGACCCGUUACAAGUACAUCUGCCCCUCCGACAGAUCGGAGAAAAGGAAUGAUCCGAGAUGAACGGGAAUCCCGGCAGAGAGCGCCGCCUGUUUGUAACUCACGCCUUUUUAAUUAAAGCAUGGCAGGUGGAGGCUGGGGCCGCGUGGGGUAGAGGAUUUUUACCUUUAAUUCUAAAAACAAAACACAAAAUGGAUCUUAGGGGAAAAAGGGAUCUUAAGUGCUGCGGAUCAGGCAUCGUGGGAUCCAGGUGCAAAGGGCUUAGCGAAUCUUGUCUUAAGCAUCUCCGUUUCCGGUUUCCGGAUGAGAAUGAAGCCGCAGUGGCAGCUGGGAGGGGAAUGAUGAUGGGGUGUUUGCUUCUUGCGUCUCUGCAGGGUCUGCGAAACACUAACACACCAGCACCCCACUCAGCUCUAGGUUUUUUUGUUUUUGUUUUUUAAUUUAAAGUUUCUUAUUUUUGACAUAGGAAUAAAUAAGUAUAUAAGAAAAUCAAAUCUGAUACGAGAUUGGCAGAGUCUGGGCCAGUGUGGCUAAGCCUUCAUUUUAAGCUGAACCCAGUCUCUGCGAAGUUACCGGAACCUCUCGGUCCUGCACCCCUUUUCUGACCACCUACCUAUUUACAGAUACUGGUCGGUCACACUGCUUUUACCCACAUAAUCAUUGGAGUUAAUUUAUGAUUGUUUGAUGAUUGUCACUUGGAUUAUCUCUUAAUGAGACCUCAUGUCUAUCUCCCCGGACUCUGAAUCAGUGUCUACAGGUCACUGGCAAUACUGCAUGAGGGUUUUGUUGUAUUGGGGGUGGUUUGGUUUGGUUUUUUACUUAAUUAGUCUUGAGAGGAGGAGACGAUUCCUUUCUUUAUAUACUGAUCCCAUUGAUCAUCCCCACCUCCCGCACACCGCGGAUCACAAGGCCAGUGCUCAUCCGUGUUACCAAAGGAGGAGGAUGUAAGGUUUACAAAUCGGCUAAAAAUCAGGCUCCGGGGUCUGUUUCAGAAUCAGGAUACUCUCUAAAUCUAAGACACCCGCUUCCUCACCAUCAUGUGCCCUCACAACUCCACCACCCCAGUUGUUGGAAAUCAAGGGCGGAUCUCAAAGGGUGCAGCUAUCUUUUUACCAGGAGUACCUUCCUAUGGCUUCCUUCAGCCUGUCUUCUCCACCCCGAUUCUUUUUAUCUUAAGCCUCUCAUCAGAGUGGUCUCUGUCAUCUUCCCAGUUGGUACCUGCCCUGGAAGUCAAAGCACUCUGCCUAGUGUCCUGUUUUUAACUGUUCUGGGGACAGGAUGGCAAGGAGGAUGGGGUCUUGCCACACAGCUGCUUGGGUGUUUGGUUUUGGUUUGUUUCCUUCACGCGAUUCACCCUUCCUCUUGGGACAAGGGGUUUCUCGUUCCUCCUCCUUUUGGGAUCAUUGCAUAUGAAAGAAAACCUUUAAAUGACAAACCCAGACUCCAGGUGCCUUGCAGAGGUUGAAGGCCAGCCCAGCAGCGUCUGCCAGGCAGUCACUGGCCUGCCAGAGCAAGAGGAUGCAUGUCUCGGUCCCCUCUCCCUUGUUCUUUUUCCUUGUGCAGACUGUUUUUAAGCCAUCUAUCCUGUUUGCGGGCAGGGCUCUUAAGAAGUGCAAUGAGCGAAUCUUCUGGGUAGUGUGGGAGGCGAGGGGGGGCGAGCAAGAUGCUGGACACGUGUACAAUCCUGUAUCAUUUAUGAAAUAUGUAUAAAAAGCAAUGUACCUUCUGGAACAAUAAAUACUUAUUCAAUUUUUGAA